This is a messenger RNA of Strongylocentrotus purpuratus (purple sea urchin), 1177 nucleotides long. Its product is annotated as pancreatic triacylglycerol lipase. Lineage: Eukaryota; Metazoa; Echinodermata; Echinoidea; Camarodonta; Strongylocentrotidae. Bases 19 to 1038 code for a protein of 339 amino acids. Gene Ontology annotation, biological process: lipid metabolic process. Gene Ontology annotation, molecular function: lipase activity. The transcript has 5 exons. The record is from RefSeq and is a predicted model, not a curated record.
UGGAGUGGUUUCCUAAAAAUGGAUGUCAUCCUGUUGGUAUUUUUCCUUACCCUUGGAAUUAUACAAGCCCAUGCUGAAGAGGUAUGCUUCGACGAUGUCGGUUGCUUCGCCGACGAUCCGUGCCACAUUCGCGGCUUCCCACCACGAUCGCCCGACACCAUCAACACUCGCUUCCUCCUCUUCACCCGGUCGAACAGGGACGAUUACCAGGAGCUGAGCCGACACGAUGUCGACGGUCUUCGGGCGUCGAACUUCGACCCGAAGAGGACGACGAAGAUGUUCGUGCAUGGAUGGUGGGCGAAUGGUCUAGAUCCCGAAGAGCUGGAGAGAAAGGAUGCCUUCCUUGAAAUGGAGGAUGCUAAUGUCAUCGUGGUUGACUGGCAGAGGGGUGCGGCGGAGCCCCUCUACGGGGUAGCUCAUCAGAACACCCGGGUAGUCGGGCGAGAGAUCGGGCUUCUAGCUCGCUUCCUCAACCUCGAGACUGGGAUGUUCUUCAAGGAUGUUCAUCUGAUAGGGAUGAGUCUCGGUGCGCACGCGGCAGGGUAUGCUGGCGAGAAUCAGCCUGGAUUUGGGCGGAUUUCAGGUCUCGACCCCGCUGGUCCAUUCUUCCGCGACGAGGGCUUCGAAUUCCGUGACAACGGACCAGAGUGUCGCCUCGACCCCACGGACGCCAUCUUUGUUGACGUCAUACACACCGAUGCCAAUGAAAUCACAGGACUUGGACAGAUGCUUCAGCUGGGACAUAUAGACUUCUACCCGAACGGUGGACGCAGGCAAGCCGGGUGCAACCGCGCGGACCUCUUCUCGGGAUGCAGUCAUUCGCGGUCAUGGAAGCUUUUUACCGAGAGUAUCCGGUCUGCGUGCAGCUUUACCGCGUACCCUUGCGAGAGCUGGGCUCAGUUCGUGGCCGGGAACUGCGUUGAUUGCGGUGCACGCGGUUGCCCUAUCAUGGGUUACCGCGCUGACGAAAGCACUGCGGUGACCGGCAAAUUCUACUUGUACACAAAUGGGGAGCGUCCAUAUUGCAUGGCGGACUAGUUAACCAAUGAUAUACAUGUAUUUGAAUUAAGAUCGUUAUAUCGUAAUUUCGAUUUUCAUUUUAUUUCAUUAUGUCGAAUCAUAGUUUCGAUGAAUCUUCAACAUGUUUAAGAUAUCUCAAUGGAAAUUAUUGGAGAUA